Molecule: messenger RNA, 1740 nt
Organism: Gastrolobium bilobum
Lineage: Eukaryota; Viridiplantae; Streptophyta; Magnoliopsida; Fabales; Fabaceae
Product: laccase-17-like
Exons: 6
Coding region: 1-1740 (579 amino acids)
Biological process (GO): lignin catabolic process
Cellular component (GO): apoplast
Molecular function (GO): hydroquinone:oxygen oxidoreductase activity; copper ion binding
Source: RefSeq, a predicted model, not a curated record
AUGGGCCUUCCACUUCUUCAAUCGUUUCUAUUUUCAGCAAUGCUUCUCUUCUCUUUGAUCACCAUCCCUCAGCUUGCACAUGGUGGCAUUACAAGGCACUACCAUUUUGAUAUAAAGUACCAAAAUGUAUCAAGACUAUGCCACACAAAGAGCAUGGUCACAGUUAAUGGUCAGUUUCCUGGGCCACGCAUUGUUGCUAGGGAGGGUGAUCGUCUUCUUAUCAAAGUGGUUAACCAUGUACACAACAACAUCUCCAUCCAUUGGCAUGGCAUUAGACAGCUUCAAUCAGGAUGGGCUGAUGGACCUGCAUAUGUGACUCAGUGCCCUAUUCAAACAGGCCAAAGUUAUGUCUACAAUUACACCAUCGUUGGCCAAAGAGGCACUCUCUUCUGGCAUGCUCACAUUUCUUGGUUAAGAUCUUCUGUCUAUGGUCCUCUCAUCAUUCUUCCAAAGCAUGGAGUUCCAUAUCCUUUUACCAAACCUUACAAGGAAGUUCCCAUCACCUUUGGAGAAUGGUGGAAUGCAGAUCCUGAGGCUGUCAUAAAACAAGCAUUGCAAACAGGUGGAGGACCAAAUGUCUCUGAUGCCUACACUAUUAAUGGACUUCCAGGGCCAUUAUAUAACUGCUCUGCUAAAGACACAUUCAAGCUAAAGGUCAAGCUUGGGAAAACAUACCUUCUCCGUUUGAUCAAUGCUGCACUCAAUGAUGAACUCUUCUUCAGCAUUGCAAACCACACCCUCACAGUCGUUGCAGUAGAUGCAAUUUAUGUUAAACCAUUUGAGACAGACACUAUUCUGAUUGCCCCAGGACAAACCACUAAUAUUCUUCUCAAAACCAAAUCCUACUACCCCAAUGCCACAUUCUUCAUGAGUGCUACACCAUAUGUUACUGGCCAGGGCACUUUUGACAACUCAACUGUUGCUGGUAUCCUUGAAUAUGAAGUUCCAUCAAACUCUCUUCAUUCAACAACUUCAAUGAAAAAGCUCUUACUCUUCAAGCCAAUCCUCCCUGCCCUUAAUGACACUUCUUUUGCAACAACUUUCACCAGCAAGCUUCGUAGCCUUGCAAGCUCUCAGUUUCCUGCUAAUGUUCCCUUGGAAGUUGAUAGACAAUUUUUCUUCACAGUAGGACUUGGUACAAAUCCCUGCCAGCAUAACAAAACAUGUCAAGGACCAAAUGGAACAAAGUUUGCAGCAUCAGUGAAUAAUGUAUCUUUCACACUCCCAACAACUGCUCUUCUUCAAGCCCACUUCUUUGGUCAAUCCAAUGAAGUUUACUCACCAAACUUUCCAAGUAGUCCAUUGAUUCCAUUCAACUAUACAGGAAAUCCACCAAAUAACACAAUGGUGAGCAAUGGGACAAAGUUGGUGGUCCUUCCAUUCAACACAAGUGUAGAACUUGUGAUGCAGGACACCAGCAUUCUUGGUGCUGAAAGUCACCCUCUCCAUUUGCAUGGUUUUAACUUCUUUGUUGUUGGCCAAGGAUUUGGAAACUUUGAUCCAAAUAAGGACCCUGCAAACUUCAAUCUUGUUGACCCAAUUGAAAGAAACACAGUGGGAGUCCCUUCUGGUGGAUGGGUCGCCAUUCGUUUCUUGGCUGAUAACCCAGGGGUAUGGUUCAUGCAUUGUCAUCUUGAAAUUCACACGAGCUGGGGUUUAAGGAUGGCUUGGGUUGUAUUAGAUGGAAAGCUUCCACAUCAGAAACUGCUUCCGCCACCUGCUGAUCUUCCCAUGUGUUAA